GGAUUCCCUCUCUUCCUCCUGCUCUCUCUCUCCCCCUCUCCCUCUCUCUCCCUCUCUAUCUCUCUCAGUCAUAUCUCUGGAGUUGGAUGUUUGUAUUUAUAUAGAGAAUUUCAAUGAGGAAACCUUGCUGUGAGAAGAAAGAUACAAAUAAAGGAGCUUGGUCGAAGGAGGAAGACCAGAAGCUUAUUGAUUACAUCCAAAAGCAUGGUGAAGGUAGCUGGCGCUCACUUCCACAAGCGGCAGGCUUGCUUCGUUGCGGCAAAAGUUGCCGGUUGAGAUGGCUAAACUAUCUAAGGCCAGACCUAAAGCGAGGCAACUUUGCUGAAGAUGAAGAAGACCUCAUCGUCAAACUCCAUGCUCUCUUAGGAAACCGAUGGUCCCUGAUAGCGGGUAGAUUGCCAGGAAGGACUGACAAUGAGGUGAAGAAUUACUGGAAUUCUCAUCUAAAGAGAAAGCUCAUAAGGAUGGGUAUCAAUCCUGAUAAGCAUCAUGUAAGACAGUCCAUUUCUCGUCAACACCCGGUAACACCUCAUGGCAAAAAGGAUCAGUUAUCCAACGAUGCAACUUUCCUAGUCAAGAAAACAAGUGGGUUGCCUGAUUUGAACCUCAAUCUCACCUUGUCUAAUAAUAUUGUGGAAUAGAGGCCACAACACAUGCGUAGCUUAUGAUAAUUAAUCUUAACAUGAAUCUUAUAUAUGGAAUAGGCCAGCCCAUCUUCCUCUCUUAGAUGGGACGCUAGCUUAGUCCCUCUAUAUGCAUGGAAUCUGAUUGGGAAUGCAUUUGCAUUGUGGUAUGUAUAUGUAUAUUAGGUUUUCUGCUUGUGUAAGAAGAAAUUUCCUAACAAUUUGUAUGUACUGCAGAAAGAAAUAGAGUUAAAGAUAUAUAACCAAGCUAGGGAUGAAAGGGCUUAAUGGUGCACUCUCUAGCACAAUAUAUAUUAGCAACUAUGGAAGGUUUGCUUGUAAGUUGAGGAGAUUUGAAGGUUCAUGUAAGUAGAAAUAUUGAUGAUUGUAGAAACAGUUAAAUGUUCCUGAGAAGAUAAUCUCGUGUAGCUAUAUGGUUUUCCUCUAUUUCAAAGCUGUUGUAUCAUUUAUGUAAAUCAUAAUUUUAGGCCAUACUACUAAUACAGUAAACGGCAUUCCCAAA
This is a messenger RNA of Vitis riparia (riverbank grape), 1146 nucleotides long. Its product is annotated as transcription repressor MYB6-like. The transcript is spliced from 3 exons. Lineage: Eukaryota; Viridiplantae; Streptophyta; Magnoliopsida; Vitales; Vitaceae. The record is from RefSeq and is a predicted model, not a curated record. The coding region runs from base 114 to 641 and encodes 175 amino acids.